CAUACCGGUUGUCCGAGACCAGUUAAACAUGGAAUCUUCCAGCACAUUACAUGCAACGAGGGACGUUGCCUGCCAGACCGACCCACCACCGAGACAUAAUGUUGGUACACAAUUGUCUUUGCAGACUCUUAGGCCUCACUACAGAACUACAGUUGUCCAGGCUAAUGUGUCCUGCAAAGACUCUGGUGUUGGCACAUCCACAACAAUAAAGAGACCGUCGAAGAGACCUCGUUUGGCCAUUGAGGAAGAGGAGGAGGAAGAUUUAUUUGAGGGCAUAUAUCCAAUGGUGGAUUCAGAAAAGCUGGAUCCAGCCAGUGACCCUGCAGAGUCGGUCACAGCUUUAACAGAGUCUACAGACAUGCCUGGUGAAGCAUCCAUUCCCACCCAUAAGAUCAAGAAAUACAUAGUGUACGAGACCUGCAUUAUGGAACUGUUUGAGGUGUGUCCUGUGUGCCAGCAGGCAUGUGAUGUUCGAACCCGAAGGAUUGGUACAUUCCUAUCAGUGGAACAGCUGUGCCCCCAUUGUCAGUACUCCCGACACUGGAAUAGCCAACCCGUUCUGGGAAGUACUCCAGCCGGGAACCUCCAGCUUUCUGCAGCAGUGUAUGUCAGUGGAGCAUCUUUCUUCAAACUUGAAAAGAUCUUCAAAGCAAUGCAACUGCAGAUUUUCCAGUAUGACACCUUUUGUCGGCAUGCAAAAAUGUUCAUCGAGCCAGCUGUUGUGAACAAGUGGAAAACAUCACAGGAUGUGAUUCUACAGCAGCUCAGUGAAAAGGACAAAGUGAUAGUUGGUGGUGACAUGAAGGCUGUGUCACCAGGGGACUCUGCUAAGUUUGGUAACUACACUAUGAUGGACCUCAAGACCAACACUGUCGUUGAUAUCCAGUUGGUUCAGAGAAAUGAGGUAGGUGGAGGCUACAACAUGGAAAAAGAAGGUCUGAAGAGGAGCCUGACAUUGUUGGAGGCACGUGGUGUGACUCUGGAUUGCAUUGUCACCAACCAUCAUCCACAAAUACAGAAAUUCCUGAGGGAAAGCAACAUCACCCAUUUCUAUAACGUCUCGCACAUUGAGAAAGACAUUUCAAAACAACUGGAGGCAUUCGCCAAGAUGAAGCCUGGUGAAAAACUAAUGAAGUGGAUGCCGAGUAUCCAAAACCACAUGUACUGGACUGCAGCAUCAUCGACCACUGGACCAGAGAGAGUGGCGAAAUGGACCUCCAUCCUGAACCAUGUGCUGGAUAUCCACACUCAUGAGGACCCUGUUUUCCCCAAGUGCCUGCAUCCACUGCGCCAAACCAGGGACAAAAAGAAAUGGAUGGAAGCAGGAACUCCUGCCUUCUACAAGCUAGAGAAGGUGAUGACAAAUAAGAGGAUCUUGAAGGAUGUCACAAAACUGAGCCCCCACCCCCAGACUUCAUCUUUGGAGGAUUUCCAUCGGGCCAUUCCACGUUUUGCUCCUAAAAGCGUUGUGUUUCCAUUUCUUGGAUUGCUGUGCAGACUCUACCUGGCUGGCCUUUAUUACAAUGAAAAUGCUGACCGGAUGGCAGAGUGCAGUGCAAAACCAGUGAAGACAAAGCCCACGUUCCGAUAUGUGGAUGACUUGAUGGACCUCAUCUUUGAGAAAGUCUUUAUGGACCCGUCACCUUACCUGGAUGAGGUUUUGAAGAUUUCCAUCCCAGAGGACAUGUGUGCACAAAAUGAUCGGCCAGAUACGGAGAAGGUCAUCGUCAGUGUCCCGGUUCAAUGAAGCGGCAGUCUGAACCCUACUGAGCUGUUUUGGGAUCAGAUACUCCCUGUGGCUAUGAAGAACCAGACUGGACAAUAUAUUCAGUGAUGUAAACAUCUAUCUAUAGGUUCAGUGAAUCAUUGAGACUCCCCUUUUCUAUUUUUUUUUAACGCAUGAGUUAUCAUGUUAUUAUCACGUUGUGACAAAACGGUACAACACUGCAUAACUACUGAUGAAUGUGAUAACAAUACAUACUUUGCAUUGUCUGUAAAAUGUCUGUGAGUUCAUGUUUAAUAUGCACAUUAUGUGAGUUCAUGUUUAAUGUGCACACUAUGUGCUGAUA
This is a messenger RNA of Sander lucioperca (pikeperch), 2069 nucleotides long. RefSeq lists its product as uncharacterized. Bases 29 to 1747 code for a protein of 572 amino acids. The record is from RefSeq and is a predicted model, not a curated record. Lineage: Eukaryota; Metazoa; Chordata; Actinopteri; Perciformes; Percidae. The transcript is spliced from 11 exons.